Messenger RNA from Aspergillus piperis CBS 112811, 993 nucleotides. RefSeq lists its product as uncharacterized. The transcript is spliced from 3 exons. The coding region runs from base 1 to 858 and encodes 285 amino acids. Lineage: Eukaryota; Fungi; Ascomycota; Eurotiomycetes; Eurotiales; Aspergillaceae. The record is from RefSeq and is a predicted model, not a curated record.
AUGGCUACUCCAGCUCUAGUUCCUGCCCCGGCUUUGCCACCGGAUUUAUCUUUCAGUGUCCCCAACCCUGCCAAAUUUUCUGCAUCCCCGAAGCAGGAGUUGAGACGAUACGUGGCAUGGCUGCUGAGGGAGGCCGAGGUACCUGCUUUUCUUUGGGGGCCUGAGGUAACGCGGAUAUACGGAAGCAAUACCGAUUUUGAAUACAGCAUGUGGGCAGUGAAAGAUGAGGCCAUGAAGAAGGCCGUGCAAGUGCUCAACGAGGCCGGAUUACGACCCUGCAAAAAAGGCCGUCGUUGCGCGAAGCACAGGAGCCUUCCAUUUCCCGACCAACAUUACCACAAGGUCCUCAAACAUUUUAAUACCCAUGUCAGUCACGGCCCUGAUGACCGAUACUAUAUGCUCAGUUCAGACAAGCGGCUCCCAGACUGGAGCUAUAGCUGUGUACAAGUACAACGCAUGUCCAAGGAUGGGUAUCCCGUUAUCAUUCCUACUCCUGCCCGGUACCUAGAAGCCGUCUGCCUGCAGUCAGUCCGUCACUACGAAGUGCAGGAUGGGAGUGACUUUUGGAACGAGGAGAGAUACGCCAUGAUACAUAUCUUGGAAGAUCGUUUUACUGAUACAUUGAAACUGGAUGACCUUGAUGAGCCAUGGCAUGAAUAUGGCAAACUAAAUAUUGACCGCGGUUAUGGUGAUCGCGCAGGUGACUAUGGUGGCCAGAAAUACAGGCUCUUCCUCUAUCUGGACAUGAAGAAGAAAGGUCAACUUCCACCACCCGAAACAAAGGCAAGAAAUAGAUGGUUAAGACCAAUCCCGGACCUUGUAAGGGAAUGGGGCCUGCCCCUGGAUUUACUAGACUGAUGGUUACCUUGACGCACAAGUCCUUUUUUUUUUUUUUUUUUUUUCUCAGUGAUAUUGACAGACGUGGCUUGCUUUGCCAUUCAUCGGGUACCUCUCGGAUUUUCUCUCCUCUACAUCAUUACGCUCAUUACAAGU